This is a messenger RNA of Loxodonta africana (African savanna elephant), 946 nucleotides long. Its product is annotated as olfactory receptor 4C11-like. Bases 1 to 930 code for a protein of 309 amino acids. NCBI's taxonomy places the organism in Eukaryota, Metazoa, Chordata, Mammalia, Proboscidea, Elephantidae. Gene Ontology annotation, molecular function: olfactory receptor activity; G protein-coupled receptor activity. Gene Ontology annotation, cellular component: plasma membrane. Gene Ontology annotation, biological process: G protein-coupled receptor signaling pathway. The transcript has a single exon. The record is from RefSeq and is a predicted model, not a curated record.
AUGCAACAAAAUAAGAGUGUAACUGAGUUCAUACUAUUAGGUUUGACACAGGAUCCUCUGAGACAGAAAAUGCUGUUCUUCAUUUUCUUAAUCUUCUACACUGGAACUGUGGUGGGGAAUUUGCUCAUUAUUGUGACCAUUAAGUUUAGCCAGUCUCUUGGGAGUCCCAUGUACUUCUUCCUAUUUUAUUUGUCCAUUGCAGAUACCUGCUUUUCAACAUCCACAGUCCCGAGACUACUUUUCGAUAUUAUCUCCGCAAAGAAAGGCAUAUCAUACAGUGAGUGCAUAACACAAGUCUUUGUUCUACAUUUAUUUGGCUGCAUGGAGAUCUUUGUCCUCAUCCUCAUGGCUGUUGAUCGCUAUGUGGCCAUCUGUAAGCCCUUGCAUUACCUGACCGUUAUGAGACGACAGAUCUGCAUCAUCUUGAUUAUUCUUGCCUGGAUAGGGUCUUUUAUGCAUUCUAUAGCUCAGAUUAUCCUGGCCUUACAACUGCCCUUCUGUGGAAAUAAUUUGAUUGAUCAUUAUUGCUGUGAUUUGCAGCCUUUAUUAAAACUUGCUUGCAUGGACACUUACGUGAUCAACCUGUUAGUAGUGUUCAACAGUGGGGCCAUUUGCUCAACCAGUUUCUUCAUUCUGAUGAUCUCAUAUGUGGUCAUCUUGUAUUCCCUUAGAAACCACAGUGCAGAAGGGAGGAAAAAAGCCCUUUCCACUUGCACUUCCCACAUCAUCGUAGUGGUCUUAUUCUUUGGUCCAUGUAUAUUCAUAUAUACACGUCCACCUACCACUUUCCCCAUGGACAAGAUGGUGGCAGUAUUUUAUACCAUAGGGACACCCUUUCUCAACCCACUCAUCUACACACUAAGGAAUACAGAAGUGAAAAAUGCUAUGAGAAAGUUAAGGAGUUUCAAAAUUACCUCAGAAAGCAAAUAAUGAAUUGGGGACUUGA